Messenger RNA from Pangasianodon hypophthalmus (striped catfish), 2492 nucleotides. RefSeq names its product phosphatidylinositol transfer protein cytoplasmic 1a (gene pitpnc1a). The transcript is spliced from 9 exons. Gene Ontology annotation, cellular component: cytoplasm. Bases 386 to 1402 code for a protein of 338 amino acids. Gene Ontology annotation, molecular function: phosphatidylinositol binding; phosphatidylinositol transfer activity. Gene Ontology annotation, biological process: phospholipid transport. The record is from RefSeq and is a predicted model, not a curated record. Lineage: Eukaryota; Metazoa; Chordata; Actinopteri; Siluriformes; Pangasiidae.
UCUGCUGAGCAGCGCGCUGCAGUUACACUCUCUCUCACAUGCACAGCAGACGCGGAGCAUCCUGUAACAGCGCUGACAAACACACAGCACAGCGUUUACAUUUCCACCAGUCCGGACGAUUAACACACAAAAGUCUGACAAGAAACCAGUGCAAACUGAUUGUGUCUUCGCUGGCAUUCUACUCAAAACCCUGGCCGUAUCCAGAACGGGACAGCCUGCCUGUGAUCUGAUGAAGAGAUCAUCCGAUAAUCAUCUCCAGCCUGGGGAGCGCAGAUAUUUCUGAUUUUCUUGUUUCCACCGACAAAUGCUUCAACUCAGCAGUGCAGAUAAGCUGUGACACUGAACUCAAAUCCAACCUCAUUCACACACUUACAGCAGGAGGAGGAUGUUGAUGAAGGAAUACAGAAUAUGCAUGCCACUCACCGUGGAAGAGUACAGGAUUGGGCAGCUGUACAUGAUCAGCAAACACAGCCACGAGCAGAGUGAGCGAGGCGAGGGCGUGGAGGUGGUGCAGAACGAGCCAUUUGAGGACCCCACAUACGGUGCUGGCCAGUUCACCGAGAAACGCGUCUAUCUCAACAACAAGCUGCCCAGCUGGGCACGAGCAGUCGUUCCCAAGAUCUUCUAUGUAACGGAGAAGGCAUGGAACUAUUACCCCUACACAGUCACUGCUUUUAAUUGUUCUUAUUUUUUUUCCCUUAUAGUGUUCUUUCUUGCCAAGUUUUCCAUACACAUAGAGACGAAAUAUGAGGACAACAACGGCAGCAAUGACAAUAUCUUUGACGAGCCCAGAAAUGAGGACACUGAGGUGUGUUUCGUUGACAUCGCGUAUGAUGAAAUCCCAGAGCGCUACUACAAAGAAUCUGAGGACCUGCGCUACUUUAAGUCAGAGAAGACAGCACGGGGUUUGCUGCAGGAGGGCUGGAGAGACACUCAGGACCCCAUCAUGUGCUCCUAUAAGCUGGUGACGGUGAAGUUUGAGGUGUGGGGCCUGCAGACACGUGUGGAGCAGUUUGUUCACAAGGUGAUAAGGGACGUGUUGUCGCUAGGUCACAGACAGGCCUUUGCCUGGGUGGAUGAGUGGAUUGACAUGACAAUGGAGGAGGUGAGAGAGUACGAGCGUGCCACGCAAGAAGCCACCAAUAAGAAGCUAGGCACAUUUCCCCCUGCCAUCUCCAUCAGCGAGACGCCCCUGACAUCCUGCGCCCACAGCGGACCAUCCAGUGCCCCCUCCACCCCCCUCUCCACAGAAGCCCCAGACUUCCUCUCUGUGCCCAAAGACAGACCGCGGAAGAAAUCAGCACCAGAGACACUCACACUCCCCGAUCCGGCGAGGAGAGACUCCAGUUAUCGGCUACCGAGCCUCUUCUCCUGGGGCUCCAGCUCCCGUCAGCCUGAAUGACCCACACAGAGAAGAGCCCAAGUUCAGUAAUGCAGCUGUCAGAAUGGUGUCUGCUAGGCACACACACACACAGCAAGCCAGUCUCUGUUUAAACUAGGAGAGAGACACAAACACACACGCAAAGUGGAUUUCCAACCUCACCAAGCUGAAACUCUACACAGGGGUUCAGUCGAGAUCUUAUCUACAGUCAAAAAGCGCAUUCCAACUUUCCAAAAGCAACGUAGUUCACAGUUUACAAUAACUCAGGAGUUCUUCAGUUGUGUUACGUUUUUUUAAAAAAUUCUUCUAGUUGUGUAGUUUUGUUAUUUCAGACGGAUUGACUGUGUGUGCUAUUCGAGGUGGAAUAUACAAAAUAAAGACAAGCUUCUGCUUUUAAUAGGAGAGAACCUGAUCCACUUUCUUAAUACUGUUUCAACAUUUUCAACAUUUCAGUGUUCUUUUGAGUAGAUACUGGUGUUUUGGUUUUUAGUUUGGUUAACUGACUGGAUUGGCACCGCUGUCCAGUAAAAAAGGUCACAGUAUUGCUGAGUAUUAUAAUAAAUGUACUACACUUCAUAAGAAUGCUUCUAUUUAGGAUUGGACUGAUUCUGCAAAGCAGAAAAAAUGCUCCUUAUUCCUAACAAUAGUGUCAGAGCUGAAAACCACUGGACCUACUGUUGUGUCUCAGUCUAUUGCUGGAUAUGUGGACUGCCAAGUUCCUGUAUAUACUGUAUCUUAUUACCAUACUAAAUUGUCAUCUAUUAUUCAUUAACACGUUACCAUUUAUGAUAAAGGGUAACUGAGUAUAUUGUAUUUUACAUGUUAUUUCCCUGGUUUAACAGUAUGUGGUGCAUUACAAUAUGUAAAUAGAAAAUCACGUUUGCAAGGAAUGCUUUCCAGGAUGUCUUGAAUGCUAUAUAGUCUUCAUGUGCAAAGGAAUGCUUGCUGUUGGACAAUGUGUACUUUGUGAAUAUAAAGGCUUGUUGCUUUCGAUAGUUCAUACAAAUCAGUUUCCUUCUUUUCUAAGAGAUGCCAGCAUCAAGAACAUGGUCAUAUGAAAUCAAUUAUUUGAUGUAAACAGCUGGUAUGAAAAUAAAGCUUUAACUCUUGA